This is a messenger RNA of Naegleria lovaniensis, 369 nucleotides long. RefSeq lists its product as uncharacterized. The record is from RefSeq and is a predicted model, not a curated record. NCBI's taxonomy places the organism in Eukaryota, Heterolobosea, Eutetramitea, Acrasida, Naegleriidae. Gene Ontology annotation, cellular component: nucleus. Gene Ontology annotation, molecular function: DNA binding. The transcript has a single exon. Gene Ontology annotation, biological process: DNA repair; DNA recombination; DNA replication. Bases 1 to 369 code for a protein of 122 amino acids.
AUGAACGCAGAACCUGUUCAACAACAUCAACUCCUCUCUCAUCCCUACGUGAAUGGCAGUACCAUCCCAAACUACAUCGGAAAGGAUGUAACUCUCAUCGGAAAUUGUGCCUCUGAAGUUAAUGGGGACACUUUUGCUGUACUAGCAAGCGACUCGUCAAUGAUCACAGUUUACUUGAACAGUAUUUUUGUAGCCAGCAGCGAUGAAUUAGUGAUGGUUCGAGGACAAGUGGAAGGUGGAGAUGGGUCAUUCGCUAUCCGAGCCAACUAUGUCCACAAAAUUCCAUCAAGCCAGGUUUUUGACAAGAAUGUUUUUAAUGAGUUUAUUAAUUUAGCAGAAAAUAGUUUCAAACAUCUCUUUUAUGAUUAG